Messenger RNA from Acaromyces ingoldii, 2179 nucleotides. RefSeq names its product acid protease. The record is from RefSeq and is a predicted model, not a curated record. Lineage: Eukaryota; Fungi; Basidiomycota; Exobasidiomycetes; Exobasidiales; Cryptobasidiaceae. Bases 125 to 2005 code for a protein of 626 amino acids. The transcript has 3 exons. Gene Ontology annotation, biological process: proteolysis. Gene Ontology annotation, molecular function: aspartic-type endopeptidase activity.
UCUCAGGGGAGCUUGCCGCGACCAUUCUCCAUCCACACCUCUUCCCUCUUUCACCUUGUCUCUCCUUUAGACUGACCCUUUGUCAGAAACAAUUAGGCAGGGGGAAGUCUAGAGAGUGCCGGACAUGAUGGAGACGACAACACAUAGAAUGCGGCGGGUCGUCGAUCGACGCGCCAUCGCAAACGGGACAAAAGUGACACUCCAGAGGGCCUUUAAUGGCGGGCAGCUCACCUACACUGCUCCGAUCGACGUCGAGGGCCAGACAGUCAACGUUCAGGUCGACACUGGCAGCUCAGAUUUGUGGCUCGCCUCUAAAGAGUGCAAGACGGACUCAUGCAGAGGCAAGGAGGGAAACAAGGUCUACCUCUUUGACGACAGCAAGUCUGCCGAAACAGGUAAAGACUUUUCCAUCUUCUAUCUUUCGGGAAGCGCGAGCGGCCCGGUCGUAACAUCGCCCGUGACCUUUGGCGGUACCCAAGUGGCCUCGCAAGCGUACGCGGCUGCAGACCAGGUCGACUCGCAGCAAUUGACCAACAUGAACGCAACGGGUAUCCUUGGUCUGGCACUACCGGCCAACAGUGUCAUCCAGCAGGACAUGUUUGUGGGACAAAAGAACCCAAACAACACCAUCGACGACGCGACCAAGACGGGCUCGCUUCUCACAGGCCUCUGGCAGGGCGCCGCUUCGGGCUCGAGGUACUUUGGCGUCGGGCUCAAGAGGCUGCCCUCCGAUGGCGGCAACGGUGACUCGACGCUGACGUUUGGAGGCGUCGAUACGGCAUUUGUGCCUGCCCUCGAGUCGAUGAAGUGGUCCAGCGCCGUGGCCGACUCGGACGAGGUGACGCGGAAAUGGAAGCUGUACGUUAGCGACCUCGUCGUCACCGUCAACGGGACACAGGUCCAGAUUCCGCUCUCGAGCACGGGCGCUCAGAUUCCUCUAGCUAUCCUCGAUACGGGAGCACCUCUCAACUAUGCCUCGAGUGAAUUCCUCAACGCCAUGUACGGUGCAUGGAACGUGGGUCCGGCAGGCGACGGCAGCGGAGGCUACUAUGUCGACUGCAAGCUGCAGAUGGAGAUCUCCAUCCUCGUCGGUAGCGCCAUCAUCCCCAUCCAUCCCCUCGACGCAAACCUGAAGCAGAGCAGCACCUCGGGCGCGGUGGCCUCCAAUGCCGACGGCUGCAUCGGCGCCUUUCAACCAUUCAACAGUGCAGGCAACCAGAGCGACCUGCCCGCUGAGUUUGUGCUAGGCGCGCCCUUUCUGCGGAGCGUCUACAGCGCAUACAGCUGCGAUGCCAUCCUCGACAACCCAGUGCCUGGUUCUCAGGGUGGAUGCGUGCGCCCCACCGUGGGCCUGUAUCCCCUCUACAAUACCACCGACACCUACAACCAGGCCCUGUCCGACUUUCAAAAAGUCCGCAUUCAAGGACAGAAGCUGGGCGACAAUUCACAGAUCGCGGGCGCCGACGACGGUCCCACGGGCGGCUUUGGCACGGGCGCAAAGAUUGCCGUCGGUGUCGUUGUGGGACUCGUGGGCAUCGUCGCUAUCAUGGUUUUUCUGUUGCUCAUUCUCAAGCGGAGGCGCGCUCGCGAGGAGCAUCUCCACGGCUUGGACGGCGGUGUCGGUGAUCAAGAGGAAAAGGACGAUCUCGUUCAUGCCCGUGGGGGUUCGACCCUCGUUGGACCGUAUGCCUCUGAGAAAGAGCGGCAGGAGGCAAGGCAGCUGGCCAUUUUGCACGGUCACUUCGUCGAGGAUGACGUCGACCCGGCAUCGCUGACCCCAAACAAUGCAGGCGGGCAGAGCACCACGGCAUCGACGUCGCAGGCAUGGGAUGUCGACUCGGCUGGCUAUUGGGAAGCCAACGCGAUCCGCAACCAAUACCGUAAAAAGCAGCAGCAGCAUCAAGACGGCCGGCGCAGCCUGGCCACCCAUGGCAGCCAGGCCGAUACGCACUUUUCCUCUGAAGAACACGAGCUUUCUGAAUCUCCUUCAUCGGCCCUGCGAUGACCGUCACACCCUCUUUCUUUCUCUUUGCUGUAUCCGCACUUGUUCUUGUACCAGUACAUCUCUCUCACCCACGGACUUGCUUGCACCGAUGGACGCCGCCCUGGCUUCUUUUUGUCAGCUUCAGCACUAUAUCUGUAUUUUUUUCAUUUCUUGCUUUAAUUAUCCUGUCCUGCC